Molecule: messenger RNA, 2378 nt
Organism: Heterotrigona itama
Lineage: Eukaryota; Metazoa; Arthropoda; Insecta; Hymenoptera; Apidae
Source: the annotation of a GenBank genome assembly
AUGAUGAUGGAUUAUUUUGUUACAAAUAAUUCUUUGGCACCUGCACCUAUGGGAAUUCAAAGUACUGCUGGUGCCGUACCUGUAAAAAAUGAUAAAGGUUAUUAAAUAUUAUAAUUAUAAUUAAUACUUAAUUAAUUAUAUUACUUAUUUUCCUGUUAUAAAAUUAUAAUUAUUAUUAUAAAAACAAAGCGGUUAGAAGUUAUCUUUAUGAAUUAUAUUUUAAGAUAUAAUUAUAUUAUAUCUUAAAUCUCCAUUUAAAUUUAGGUGAACUUUCUAUGAAAAAAGUAAAAGUACAUCGUUAUGUUUCUGGCAAACGACCUGAUUAUGCACCAACUGCUAGCUCAGAAGAAGAGUCUGAAGAAGAAGAUUUUUUAGAAAAACGUGUACAUAAAAAUUACGAAGAAAAUGAAAUUUCUACAGAGACAACCACACAUUCACAGGUUAAAAUAAGCGAUGAAGAUGAUCCACGUAUAAGAAGAUUAAUACGUUUAGAAAAGCAAAAGGAAUCUAAUACAGAAAUUUGUGCAGAAAGACAUAGACAUAUACAUGAACCAGAAUUAAUUGAUAUUGAACCUGAAAGAACUCGAGAAAGAAUUAAAUUAGAAAGUUCAGAUUCUUCAGAAGAUGAAGAAUUGUCAGAUUCCGAAAUUGAAAGAAGACGAGAAGCAUUAAAACAACGAGUUUUAUCAAAAAAAGAAAAUGAAGAAGAAUUAAUUCAUGGAGAAGAAGAUGAAAGAUCGGCUGAUACUUCUGAGGAAAGCUCAGAAUAUGAAGAAUAUACAGAUUCAGAGGAAGAAACCGGGCCAAGGUUGAAGCCAGUUUUUGUACGUAAAAAAGAUAGAAUCACUGUGAUGGAGAAAGAAAAGGAAGCAAUGAAACAAAAGCAAGCAGAAAUUGAAGCCAAAAAGUUGGUAGAAGAACGAAAACGACAAACAUUACGUAUGGUAGAAGAAGCAAUAAGAAAAGAAGCACAAGUAAAUAAAAAUAUUAGCGAACACGAAGGAAAACUUGAAGAUGUUUGUACAGACGAUGAAAAUGAUGAGGUUGAGUAUGAAGCUUGGAAAUUACGAGAAUUAAAAAGAAUUAAACGUGAUCGUGAAGAAAGAGAACAACUUGAAAAAGAACGGCUUGAAAUUGAACGAAUACGUAACAUGACAGAAGAAGAACGGAGACAAGAAGCGCGAUUAAAUCCAAAAGUCAUUACAAAUAAAGCUGCCAAAGGAAAAUACAAAUUUCUACAAAAAUAUUACCAUCGUGGAGCUUUCUACUUGGAUAAAGAGGAUAAUAUAUUUAAACGAGAUUUCUCUGGUGCAACUUUGGAGGAUCAUUUUGAUAAAACGAUUUUACCAAAAGUUAUGCAAGUGAAGAACUUUGGACGUAGUGGUAGAACUAAAUAUACGCAUUUAGUUGAUCAAGAUACUACUCAAUUUGAUUCACCAUGGAUUUCAGAAACGGCACAAAAUUUAAAAUUCCAUAACAAUCAAGCUGCGGGAAUGAAGCAAGUAUUUGAACGACCAUCAUUGAAAAAACGUAAAAAUGAAAAUUAAUGUAAAAACUUUAAUUUGAAUAAAUCUGUAUUUACAAUGUUAUUGAAUGAUAUAGCAUGAUAUAAAACAAUAAUACAAUAUAUUAAUUAUGAUGUAAAUUUCUUAUUAAUUAUAGAUUUUGAAUAUUUUAAAUAUAUAAUAAUUUGUAAAUAUAAUUUUCAGUACAUAUAAUAAUGAUCUAUUUUUUACAUAAUAAACUUUUUAAAGCUUGCUUUGCAGCAGCACACUUUGCUUGUUUUUUAUUUGCACCAAAUCCAUGAAAAUAUUUUACUUUCCCAGCAAUAAUUACUUUUAAAGGUACCAUGAUAACAUUCAUAUUAUUAACAAUACUUGGUUUUCUGGAAAAUAUGUAAUUAUUAAUUUUAAGAAACAUGAAAUAUUAAUUACUACUAUCAAUACUUACAGGAAUUGUGGAUUUGCACCUUGAGUUUCAUAUAAUACACGAAUCGGUUGUUUUGGAAUAUUUUUACUGAAUUCAGCUAGAUAAAAAUUUCAAGUUAAUGAUAUUUAUUUAUAGUAAAAUAUUUUAAAGUCAUCAAAUUAUUUUUAUAAAUACACAUACCGAUUUCUUUAUGCAUAAUGGAAUAUAUUAUAUUCCAUACUGUUGUAAGAUUUUUGUUACUAUCUAAAUAUAUUGCACCUAUCGUUGACUCAAAUAUAUCUCCUAAAACUUUAGGAACUUCUACAUGUUCAGCCAUAUUACAUUCGUCUUCUUCUAAUAAAAUCCAUAGAAGCUGUAAAUACAAAAAACAUAUUAUGUACAUAUAGAAAUACAAUACAUAUUUUAAAAUAAUUCAAAAUAUAUUUAAUGUAUUUCUUUUAGUAAUAUGA